This is a messenger RNA of Camelina sativa (false flax), 1143 nucleotides long. NCBI's taxonomy places the organism in Eukaryota, Viridiplantae, Streptophyta, Magnoliopsida, Brassicales, Brassicaceae. The record is from RefSeq and is a predicted model, not a curated record.
AAUUAAGAAGAAUUACAUUAGAAUAAUGUGUAAACUAAAAAUUAAAUACAGCAAAUGGUCACUUUAAUUUAAAAAUGGAUCAUCUAUCAGAUGAAGCAAAUAGAAAAUCAAAGUUGAAAUACGCGUAACUGUAAACCUAUAAAUACACAACACUAGGCGAGCGUUGAAUAGGUGGAAAAAACGUCUCCAUCUUCAAAUCGAUCGUGUCCCAUUCCUGGUCUUGGAUCUCUUCAUCUCGAAAAUAGAAUGGUGUCCACAGAUCCCCAUGUGCUCCCGGUUUCCACCACCGCAACGGCCACCACAACUCAGCCACCGAUCGUUACCGCUGUGGUGGAGUCGCAGCCUCCAGCCGUCCGUGCCUUCGUCAACGGCGUAACCGAAACGGUUCGUGGUAGUCUAUCUCGUAGCCGUCCGUGGUCAGAGCUCCUCGAUCGAUCCGCCUUUACCAAGCCUAAAUCUCUCGCCGACGCCGCGACGCCAUUCCGGAAGAACUCUUCUUAUUUCAGGGUGAAUUACGUCUGCAUCGUCGCUCUGAUCCUCGGAUUCUCUCUUCUCGCCCACCCAUUCUCUCUAGUCCUCCUCGUAUGCCUCGCCGCUUCUUGGCUCUUCCUCUACCUCUUCCGUCCAGCGGAUCGUCCUCUUAUCCUCUUCGGACGAUCAUUCUCCGAAUACGAAACUCUCGGCGGCCUGAUCCUCUCAACGAUCGCCGUGAUCUUCUUCACCAGCGUUGGAUCUGUACUGAUAUCAGCUCUCAUGAUCGGAAUAGCAACAGUCUGUGUCCACGGGGCGUUUAGAGCUCCCGAUGAUCUCUUCCUCGACGAGCAAGAUCCUGCCGCCGCGGGAUUCCUCUCGUUCAUCGGUGUCCCCACGACCUCCUCCGCCGCCUCCUCAGCCCCUUCCCCCAUAUAAUAAAUAAUAAGCUACCGUUCUCAGAAUCUGGGAUUUUUUUUUAUCUUGUUUAGAAAUUUACUUGACGGUGGAGGGAGAUAGAUUGUUGUCAAUGUAAAUUUUCUCUGUGAAUCUUUUUCGCCAUUGUUGUUGCCAUGUAAUUUUUAAAUUUCAUUCAACAGAACAGAUCGAUCUUUUGAAAUACUUGGGCCAAGUAGAAGCAAUUGUUAAAAUAAAAGCCCAAAGUUAAAACGA